CGUUCUGCCCAUGCGCAGGGCGUACUACCGGUGCGCGCGCAAGAGCGCGGGGUGCGCGGCGAAGAAGACGAUCGACUUCCCCAUCCGAUGGGGGCUGGACAUGCGCGUCACGUACAGCGGCUCGCACGCGCACGGCCUGCCGCCCAGGCUGCAGCGCGAGGUCUUCACCUACGCCACCACGCCCGCCCAGCUGCCGCCCAACAUCUCCGUGCCGCCCAACGUGCUCGCUGCUGCGGCAGCCAACGCUGCGACAACCGCUACUGCUGCCGCCAGUGCUGCUGCCGGCGCUGCUACCUCUGCUGCUGUGUCUGCUGAUUCCAAUGCUGCCACCGCUGGCCCUUCCCCCACCUCUCGCCCGCUCUCCGCUCCCCCCACCCCCACUGCUGCUGCGCCGCUGCUUCCUGCUGCGCCCACUCACCCUGCCGCAUCUGCCUCCCCCGCUCUCGCCUCACCUGUGAUCAGCGCCGCUGGUAACCAGGCCCAUGUGCCUGGUAACCAUGUAACAGGCAACACGGUGCAUGUGUGCAGCCCUGCUCACCACGUUCCGUCACAGCCGCCCCAGCCGCCGCCUCUCUUCCUAUCGCCGCAGCAACCGCAGCCGCAGCAACAUGAGCAGCAGCGACACCAGCAGCAGCAGCAGCUGCAAGCAGCACAACCGUACCGUUUCAGCCCCAUACGCCAACCACCCAUGCCACCCAACCCAAGCCUCACCUCCCCUGCCGUGCCGGGACAGCUCCCCCACGCCGCCACUGCUGCUGCUGCUGGCGCUGCUCAUGCUGCGGUGCAUCAGGCACCGCCACAGCAACACUUGCAGCAGCAGCAACAGCAGCAACAACAGUUCCAGCAGCAGCAGCAGUGGCAGCAACAACCACAACAGCAAUGGCAGCAACAACCACAACAGCAAUGGCAGCAGCAGCAGCAACAACAACAGCAAUGGCAGCAGCAGCAGCAACAACAGCAAUGGCAGCAGCAGCAGCAGCAGCAACAGCAAUGGCGGCAGCAGGAGCAGCAAAUUCACGUGCAACAUCAGCAGGAGCAGGAGCAGCAGCAGCUCACCGCCUCACCUGCGCCUGUGUCUUCACUGCCCCCCCCAGGCAACUUCAUGCUGCCGCCGCCCGUCUUUGCUGCCGGCAGCCCUGGCACCAACCCGGCUCCUUCCAGUGCAGUCGCCGCUUCCACCUUUCGACCCGUCACCGCCUCUCCCUCCUUCCACCAAUGGACGCCCACUGCUGCCGCUGCCACUGCUGCCGCUGCCGCUGCUGCUGCUGCUGCCGCACCCCCUUCCAUGCAACCCUCCUCAUGCGGAUGUGGCCAACCGGCUCACCAUCCGCCAUCACAGCCCAUGCCCAUCAACGCCCACCGCACGGCCUUGCCGCCCCAAAACGCACAGACCGCGCCCCAAUACAUGCCGAUGCCGCCCCAGCCCGUGCAGAUGCCGCCCCAAAACACCCCGAUGCCAUCUCAACCCUCACCCGUGCCUCCCAGCUGCACCUGCCCCCACCACCACCAGCACCACCAGCACCAGCACCACGACCAGCACCAGCAGCCGUGCUCCCAUCCCCCCUCCGCCUUCGCCCCUCCGCCCUCACCUGCUCCCCCCAGACCUGUUGCUGGUGUGCUGCAUGCGCCUUGUGGUGGCAAUGCGUGCUGCAGUGGCGGCAGCGGCACAGUGGAACAGCAGUACCAGCACGGCACGGCGACUCAGCAGGGGAUGGUGAGUGCAGGAGGGCAGCAAUCCCUCCCAUCACCCUCUCCCCUUCUCCGCUUACCCCUCUCCGUGCCGCCCCCCCCUCACGGCAGCAGCCCCGCCUGCUCCUUCUCCACGCCCCCGUGCGCCUCCUCCUCCACCUCGUCCACCCCCACUCUCUCCCUCUCCCCCCCGUGCGCCCCUCCCCCGCACCUCUUGCUCUGCGUGGGCGUCUCCCCCUCCCCCGUGCAGUCCAAGCGCCCCCUCAUGCUGCACGCAUCCCCGCAGCAGCAGCAGCAGCAGCAGCAGCUGCAGCCGCUGCAGCAGCAGCAGCAGCAGCAGGCGGCGCCACCACACAUGCAGCCCCUGCCGCUGCCGCAGCAAGCAGCUCCCCUGCAGCAGCACACGUGGCAGGGCAGCUCCCCUGCCCUGCUGCCUGCAGCAACGGCAGCACAGCCGGCAGGUGGGGUGUGGUCGGGGCAGCAGCCGUGCAUGCAGCAGCAGCCUGCGCCACAAUGCCCCCAACACUCCGCACUGGGUUGCCAAUACCAGCACCAGCACCAGCAGCAACAGCAGCACUACCAGCAGCAACAGCAGCAGCAGCAAGGGCUCCUCUCAGCUCCACGCUAUUUUGCUUCCCCUGCUGCUGCCGCUCCCACCCCUCCUGUGCAGACCGCACCGCACAUGGUAACCGUGGUUACCAAUCAGCAGGUGGUUACCACAGCACCCGGAGCAGGAGUAGCAAGGAGCCCCCAGGUGCACCCCAGUGCUGUGGGUGGGGGUAGGGGCGGGGGGGCGCCAGCACAGGCGGAGGGGCAGGCAGGAGCGGCGGCGGAGGGGGUGCGGCUGCUGGGGCAGUUCAUCCCGUCCCCCUCGCCCUCCCCGGGGGAUUCGCCCCCCAGCAGCCCGGGCAGGGGGGAACCGUCCCCCGCAUGUGUGGGCGACCAGAGGGGCGACCAGAGGGGUGUGGCCAAUGCACGGGUGAGGGAGUGUGGGGGGGGCGUGGUGCAGCAGUUGACCCCGCAGUUCGACGCUCAGUGUGGGGGGAAGGGGGGUGAUGCGCUGGCAGGCCAGGCGGGUGUGGGGGGAGCCCGAGAUGGUGCCUCACGGCGCAAGGAGGUGGAUCUGAACCUCUCUCUGUAGAUAGUGGCGCCAUUCUGUGACUUGUAACAUUCUUUUGGUGUAUGGCACGAUUGGUUUGACAAUGUGAGAUCAUACCA
Molecule: messenger RNA, 2907 nt
Organism: Closterium sp. NIES-67
Lineage: Eukaryota; Viridiplantae; Streptophyta; Zygnematophyceae; Desmidiales; Closteriaceae
Source: the annotation of a GenBank genome assembly